UGUACCUUUCAGACUGUGCUUGUGUGUAAAAUAAUAACAAAAUAAAACCAGAAAUAAUAUCGCAUAAUUGAAACAUGUUGCUAAAGUAUCUUGGCACCGUCAUGCCAGUGCAGGAGUUCGAGAAUAAAGUGAUUGACAUAGCAUGGUCGCCGAACAACUUGAAGCUAGCUGUAGCGUCUUCGGAUCGUUCUAUUUACCUGUUCGACGAAAACGGUGCAAAACGUGACAGGUUCUCCACUAAACCCAUCGAUUCCAAGUUUGGCAAAAAGAGUUACAUAAUAAAAGGGAUAUCUUUUUCCCCGGAAUCGACUAAAAUAGCAGUUGGUCAAUCCGACUGCAUUGUCUACGUGUAUAAAAUAGGCGAAAACUGGGGUGAUAAGAAGGUAAUUUGCAAUAAAUUCAAACAGAGUUCGGCGGUAACUUGUCUGAUUUGGCCUGGGGAAGGUCCUAUUGUAAUAGGAUUAGCCGAUGGCAAAGUUCGCGCGGCUAUGGUAAAAUCGCAAAAAGCACAGACCUUGUACACUUCCGAUGCUAUGACGAUAGCUUUGGCUAGCAAUGUUCGCGGCAGUGGCUUCCUGUCGAGUCACGCCGACGGCAGUAUAAUUCGUUACUACAUCUCUGAGGACGGUAACGCGGAGCCCUCGGGACGCGUGUGCGUUCACGGUGUGCCGGCUUACGCCCUAGCGUGGCCGCAGUCGCACAUUCUCGCAGCAGGCUGCGACAAACGGGUGACUCUGUACGACUCGUACGGCAAGCCGGUGAAAAAUUUCGAUUUCAGUCGGGAUCCUCAAGAAAGAGAGAUGACCGUGGCCUGCUGUAGCCCGAGCGGUCAGAGCGUAGCCGUGGGAUCCUGGGACAAGAUACGCAUUUUCGAUUGGACGCCGCGAAGAGGUGUCUGGGAGGAGACCAACGUGCGAGACUUGCCCAAUUUUUACACGAUCUCGGCGCUCGCCUGGAGGAGAGACGGUUCGAAAUUGGUAAUUGGGACUUUGUGUGGCGGUGUCGAGCAGUUUGAAACUAUUUUGAGACGCACGGUGGUUCGCGGUAGUCACGAGGUCGCCUACGUAGGUCCAAGCCAGGUGGUGAUCCGACCGCUGAACAAUACCUCCCAGCGCUCCAUCGUCGUCAGAUCGCAGACGGGUCUGGAAAUCGAAGAUGUGCGUGUUCUGGGACGCAGGGAUAACAACGUAGUGGCGCGCACCGCGCGCACCCUUCUGAUCGGCGACAUCGAGCUGGGCCUGAUCAGUGAGAUCCCGUGGGAAAAUCAUCCCGACGGCAGCGAGAAGUUCUUCUUCGAAUAUCCCGUUGUCUGUCUGAUUUUUUGCUCCGGCGAGCUAACGAUCGUCGAGUACGGACAGAACGAGGCGCUCGGCUCGGUGCGAACGGAGGCGGUGAAUCCGCACGUGGUCAGCGUCCGCGUGAACGAACGACCUACCUCCGGCGGAGGCGACAACAAAAAACUGGCCUAUCUCUUGGAUCCAAAAACCAUUCGAGUGAUCGAUCUGCUAACUAGCGCGACCAUCAGCGUUAUCGUUCACGACGUUCGCAUUGAUUGGCUCGAAUUGAGCGAGACGGGUCAUCGAUUACUUUCGCGCGACAAACGAAGUCGGCUCUGGUUAAGCGACGACACGGGUGGCAGGGUUCUACUAGUGACCGGAGCGUCCUUCGCGUCUUGGGUACCCAGUAGCGACGUCGUCGUCGCUCAGACAGGUCAGACCAUGGCUGUUUGGUACAACGUCGAUGCACCAGAAGCAGCCACGCUAACGCCAAUCAAAGGCGACGUGGCGGAUAUCGUUCGAGAAGAUGGCAAAACGUCCGUAAUGGUGGAAGAACACGGCGUUAAGGUGCCAUAUUUACUAGAUGAGGGACUGAUCGAGUUCGGUACCGCGUUGCACGACAACGAUUUCGGCAGAAUUGUACUGUUUUUGGAGAAUAUGGGCGACAAUCCGCAGACAGAGAGUAUGUGGGAGAACGUGGCUAGAAACGCGAUGAGUGAGAAAAAACUCAUGAUAGCUUCCAGAUGCUAUGCCGCGAUGGGUGACGUGGCUUGCUCAAGAUUUCUGAAAGAGACUGCCGAGAUUGGCGAAAAGUACGCUGAGGAGACGGGCAACGAUCCUAUGGCUAAUCCGGACUGCUGGGCUCGAUUGGCCAUAUUGAAUGGCGAUCUGAAGACCGCCGAGGCGAUUUAUCUGGAGCAAAACGAACUGGACAAGGCGUUAAACAUGUAUCAACGUUACUGGCACUGGGAGGAUGCUUUGAAUUUAGCUCAGACUCGUAACUGGAACGGUCUGUCAGAACUGCGAGAUCGCCACCUGGCUUGGUUAUUAGACAGCGGUCAGACAGCUCGUGCGGCUUCUAUUAUAGAGAACACAAAUCCCAGAAGAGCUGUCAAACUUUACCUGGAAGCUCACCGGCCCGGACGGGCCGCCAGACUGAUCCUCGCCGACAACGAGUUGCUAGAAGAUGAACGAAUUGUCGAGGAGGUUAUCAAUAGUCUCAAGGCGACUGAGCUCAUGGAACUCGCCGGAGAACUGUUGGAGAAAACCGGCGCUGGCACCGAGGCAAUAAGUUGUUACGCUCAGGCCGGUGUUUUCGCUAGAGCUCUCGAUUUAGCUCGCAAAGUUGAUCCUACUUUAGUAGUCGAAUUAGAAAGGGAUUGGGGAAAGCAUUUGGCGUCGAACGGUCAUUACGACGCCGCUAUCAACCACUUUAUUGAGGCAGGAGAAACUGUGUCAGCGUUAAAAGCUGCUAUUAACGCACGACAGUGGAAGAAAGCUUUACAAAUUAUACAGGUAAUCGAGGACGAUGACCCCGAGAUUCUUCAGCAAUGUGAGAAGCUAGGCGAAUAUUUUUCGUCGAUCGGUGAACGGAGCCUGGCAGAGAGCUUAUUUAUUCGCUGCGGAAAUGCUCGACGCGCCGUGGACGUUCAUGUGCAAGCCGGUGAUUGGAUGCGUGCGCACGAGGUGGCUCAAGAACACAUGAAAAGCGAUGAGGCUAACCAGGUGUUGGCGAAACACGCCGACAGCUUGCAGCAAGCCGGCGAGUUGCGCCACGCCGAGGCGCUCUACGUCGCGAUUGGUGAUCACGACGCAGCGAUCGCUAUGCAUCGCAAAGCGGGACAGCGUGGUGACAUGAUCAGACUAGUUGCCAAACAUCGACCGGAUUUGCUUCAGACCACUCACACGCAUCUGGCAAGAGAGUUAGAAGCAGCCGGCAAACCGAGAGAAGCAGAGGAGCACUUCCUAGGUGCUGGCGAUUGGCGCGGAGCGAUCGCAGCUUAUAAAUCGGCGAAUAUGUGGGAGGAUGCGUUGAGAGUCGCCAAGAAGGCCUCGGGAGAGAAAGCGGCACAACAGGUUGCCUUAAUGUGGGCCCGAACAUUGGCUCCGGAGUUAGGUGCGCGACUUCUGAUGAGACUCAAUUACUUGGAUCCCUGUCUGCAAUUGGCGUGCGAAGCCAACUUGUUCGAGUGGGCACUGGAAGUCUCCAAGUACGGAACAAUGGAUCAGAAAAAGGAGGUUCACUAUCGCUAUGCCAUGGCUCUGGAGGAUGAGGGUCGCUUUACUGAGGCCGAGAAGGAAUUCGUGCAGGCCGGCAAAGCCAUGGAAGCGGUGCAAAUGUAUAUUCACAACCGCGACUGGGAGUCCGCCGAGGACGUUGCACGAUCGCACAGCGAAGAAGCGGUGGCGCAAGUCUUGAUUGCCCGAGCCGCUGAAGCUGCCGAGGCACAAGAUUACGCCACAGCGGAGGCUCUUCUCUUGAGAGCCCACAAGCCGGAGAUGAUAAUCGAACAUUACAAGACGGCCGGUAUGUGGUCCGAGGCGUUGCGAGUAUGUCGAGAAUAUUUGCCUAGUCAGGAGGCAGCGCUGCGCAGAGAAUUGGGUCAGAAAAGCGCAGGAUUGGACGGAGCAAACGCGUUGGAAGAAGCUCGCAAGUGGCUCGAUCUUGGAGAAGUGCGACCCGCCUUGGAUACUCUAAUUCUAAAUCCGCAGGCACCGAGAUCUUAUCUCAUUCGCGCAGCCGACAUUCUCUUACAUCAGGCCGAUCCUGAAACGGCGGCAGAAGUCGGCGGUGAUUUAGGCGCACGCUUGUUCUCCGUUGGCGAACACGCGCUCGCUGCUCAGGUAUUCCUUCAAGCUGAUCGUUUAAAAGACGCGGUGAGCUCGUUAGUGGCGGUCGGCGAGUGGGAUCGCGCGCGUCGAAUCGUUCGCGAACUCGCGCCCGAUCUCGAGCCGUAUCUCGAGGAGAAGUACCGAGACGUCAUGGCGAACGAAGGUCAGAUAGAACGACUGGCGGAAGUGGACGGGAACGCCGCGCUUGAAGUUAUGGCGCGCAAGGGUCAGUGGAGUCAGGUGUUUGACGCCGCGGCUACGCAGAGUCCGGAAGUGCUGCAUAAAUUUGUGGCGCGACGUGCCGCGCAGUUGUUGAAGAGCGACUCAGCGCCACAGGCGCUACAGCUUUACGCGCAGUACGGCGCGCCCGCGAUCUCACAGAAUUUCAAUCUUUAUCUGCAAUUGGCGGAGAGCAUACUGAACGCGGCACAACAGGAAUUCAGAUAUCUGGCACAGCUCCGCGAUAUUUUGCACAGUCUCUGUCGCUCGUCGUCUUCCGACAGAUUCGAGCGACUUCUUGAGGCCGCGCACUUCUCUGCGGUGAAGCACGGCUGCCAUUCGUUUCCGGCGCUUUCUGGCGUUGUUGUCAAAACGUCGGUCAGUCUUCUACGAUACACCGACAUUCUUCACGCCGACAAAUAUUAUUACGAGGCCGGCAUCGCGCUGCGUUCCGCGGAUCUUCUGAGCGAAGCUUUCGUCUUUUUGAAUCACUUCCUCGAUCUGGAAGAGUGCAUCGAGGAGCAAAGUGACGGCCUCGAUGUGGACGAUCUGCAUGUUACCGACUUUCCGCUGAAAGUUCCGCUUCAGGAGAAUCUCGGCGUCGCAACGGAACAACGUGAGGAGGCGAGGGAAUGGGUACUGGCGAUAUCGAUGGAUCAAAAGGUCGAACAAGGUCUGCCGGUCGACCAGAGAGGCGUCUACGUAGGCUCCCUGACGUCACCGAGUAAUACUGGCGCGCCUCUUCAGCAGUGCAUGAUCACGGGAUAUCCGGUUCGCGGCCCAGUCGUCAAAUUCGAAGAGACCAACCGCGUGGCCGACCGCGACGAUUGGACCAAGUUGGUCAACACAGCCAGGCAGGCGCCCUCGGAUUCGCCGUUGAACGACAUUUUGGUAUUUCUUCAGGAAUGGUGCGGCACAGCACCGAAAUAUUCAUUUUAAAGCAACAUUGAGGGUUUUUUUUUUGCGUUGUAGCGAAGGAAAGUA
Messenger RNA from Pseudomyrmex gracilis, 5312 nucleotides. It is a transcript of the gene Oseg2, whose product is annotated as intraflagellar transport protein 172 homolog. The transcript has 14 exons. Gene Ontology annotation, molecular function: protein binding. The record is from RefSeq and is a predicted model, not a curated record. Gene Ontology annotation, cellular component: ciliary basal body; axoneme; intraciliary transport particle B. Gene Ontology annotation, biological process: intraciliary transport. Bases 75 to 5267 code for a protein of 1730 amino acids. Lineage: Eukaryota; Metazoa; Arthropoda; Insecta; Hymenoptera; Formicidae.